GAAGUGUCUGAUUACUUUGUCGCGAGUGAACAGACAGUGAUUUGGAAAGCACUGCCAGAUUUCACAAUUACCUAUAAAGAGAUGCUGAAGCAUAAUUUCUUAAAAACAUCAUGGUGUAAGUUGCGCACGCGAUAUAUACACAAGAAUGUUUCUCUCUCAGAGGCAUCUAAAAGUAAAGAGUGUGCAACUGCAAAGAUACGUAAUAUCGGCAUACUGGCACAUAUUGAUGCUGGAAAAACGACCACAACUGAAAGGAUGUUAUACUAUUCGGGUCUCAUCAGAAAUAUGGGAGAAGUUCAUCAUGGCAACACAGUGACCGAUUAUAUGGAGCAGGAACGUCAGCGUGGAAUAACAAUCACCUCAGCUGCAGUCACGUUCAAUUGGAAAAACUAUCGUUUCAAUUUAAUAGACACCCCUGGUCAUAUUGACUUUACUAUGGAAGUCGAGCAGACUUUGCAGAUAUUAGAUGGUGCAAUUGUAGUUCUAGAUGGAUCUGCUGGUGUGGAAGCCCAGACAUUAACAGUUUCCAGACAAGCAGACAGGUAUAAUAUACCUCGGAUAAUCUAUGUUAACAAAAUGGACAGGGCAGAUGCUGAUUUUAAUAUGAGUUUACAGUCUAUUGAAUCCAAAUUAAAUGUAGAAACACUACCUGUUCAGAUCCCUGUAGAGAAGGCAGGAGUCUUAGAAGGUAUUAUAGAUAUAAUAACUAUGGAAAAAUUAAUAUUCGAUAAGAAAAAUCAAGGUAUGCAUUUAAUAAAAACAAAAAUAGCUGAAAGCGAAGACGCAAGAUUAUGGAAUGUUGCCAGUGAACAGCGACGACUAUUGACCGAUAAACUGUCAGGCUUAGAUGACAAACUGGCAGACAUUAUUAUAGAGCAAGAGUCUCUGGAUAACGUACAGCCACAAAUGUUGGUCGAUUCCUUACGUAGAGUCACUAUAGGUAGGAAAGGUGUGCCUGUAAUGUUAGGAAGUUCCUAUAAAAACAUUGGAGUACAGCCUUUAAUGGACAGCAUCAUUCUCUACCUACCGUCGCCUACGAAUGUAGAUCAAUUGAAUCCAUAUCGGUGCUUUGAGAAUAAUUUAGCAGCCAGAGUUUUCAAGAUUGUUCAUGACAAGCAAAGGGGACCAAUCACUUUUUUCAGGAUCUAUUCUGGCAAUAUGAAAAAGAGUCAAAAACUGUAUAAUGUAACGCGUGGGCAAACCGAACAGUGUACUCGUCUAUACAUUGCUUGCGCCGACGAUUAUGAGGAGGUAACCGAAGUGAGUUACGGUAAUAUCGCGGCUGUAAGUGGACUAAAGAGUACUAUCACGGGCGAUCUAAUAACGACAAGUCAAUCCAUAGCCAAUCAUGCUAAACAGAUUAUGCUCAAGAAGGACCCGAAGCAACUAGACUACGUGAAGAACUUCUUUGCAUCUGGAGUAAACUUGCUCGAUCCAGUUUUCUUCUGUUCUAUAGAACCACCCUCCCUUUCGGCACAAUCUGCCCUGGAGACUGCUCUUCAGGAACUGCAGAGAGAGGAUCCUAGUUUGCACGUGAAGAACGAUCCAGAGACAGAACAGAUUGUUCUCGGAGGGAUGGGAGAGUUGCACAUAGAUAUCAUUAAGCAAAGAAUCAGGACAGAGUAUAAGAUUGAUGUGGAUCUGGGUUCCUUGCAAAUCGCUUAUAAGGAAACGAUUCAAGAUGCCGUUAAAGAUACGCUAUCUAUGGAGCACAAGAUGGGCCAUACGACGCAUAAAGUUACUAUCAUUAUGUCUUUAAUACCUAAUUAUGAGGGAAAAGAAAAAUUGCUUCUUGACAAGUCUCCAGAUAAUGCUUCAAAUAUCGAUAGUAUUCAUCCACGGGCAAUGAGCGCGAUUAAAAACGGUGUGAACGCUGCAUUGCUACAUGGUGUGAAAUUAAGUUGUCCGGUGAUUAAUGUUGGCGUCAAGCUCCACUGGCUAGAAGUAGCACGCGGUACCUCAGAUACCAUUAUUUCUGCCGCUACCUCACAAUGCAUUCGAAAGUUAUUACAAGAUGGAAAUAGCAUGUUAUUAGAACCCAUAAUGCAACUGGAGAUCGUUGCACCAGAGGAAUAUUCAUCGAGUAUUAAUUCUGAUCUUACUCGUAGACGAGCAGUAAUACAACAAAUUGAUAUGCGUGGCAAUAAUAAAGUGAUCAGAACUCUUGCGCCAUUAUCGGAAUUAUUGGGAUAUUCAACAACAUUGAGAAUCAUCACAUCGGGCAAUGCAACAUUUUCAUUAGAAUUUAAUCACUAUCAACUAAUGGCCUCUAUCGACGAAGAACAAGCUAUCGAAAAAAUUAAAGGAUUUUAAAAUGAAUACUACUUCUAUUAAUAGUAGAAGCAAUAAACAAAGAGAUAAUAUUACUGAAAGUACAAUUUCACUUCAUUUUAUUGACUCAAUCUAAUCAAAAUAUAUUGCAACAUUAUCAUUGGUGCGUUACAAUCUCCAUAUACAAUUCUCAAUAGCGACUACUAAAUAUGAUACAGAAAGCUUUUUAUAAUAAGCCGGAGCAGAAAAAUCGCUAGCUAUCAGAAAAUCAUCAUUACAGCUUUCAUUCAUGCAUCAUAACUAGUAGUCGCGCAUAAAUAUAUUAAUAUUGCUUAAGAUCAUGCAAAAAUGUCAUACGUCGUAAAAUAUAUGUAUAUAUUAUAUUGUAUGGAGGGAUUAAAUGUUAUAAUGUCGCGUGAGACUGGAAAAACGACAGCCGCGUAUAAAAAUUUAUGCCAACGCAGAUAACACGAAAGCGAGAUUUUCUUUUUAACGUAAAAAAUAUUUUUAGCGAAAAAAUAUUGGAGAAAAAAUUUAGGAAUUCCCGCAUUCGUGUAAUUUUUAUUCAUCCGCCCUAUAAUAUUAAAUAUACAUUUAAAUUAUGCAAACUGUUGAUCUAUCUUAAGCGCAAUUCAAAGAGCUCUUAAGACUCUUAAUGUACUUAAAAGUUUGAGCUAAAAUCUUGUUUUGUCUUAUAUUUUAAAUUAUUUUCACAAUAGAAUUAUAGUAUAAAAUUUCACUUGUCUCAUUGAAUCGCUUACAAAACGACAAAUCUUACAUUCAUUAUUUCUAAUUCGUUAUUUUAAAUAUACUUAUAUCACUUGUAUGCAGACAUUAUUGCUCAUAUCUGCGACAAUUUUCUUUAAGGCGCAAAUAACUAUCGUUUUUUCUCUUCAAAUAUAUUUUUCUUGCACCUACAAUUUAUAUUUACAACAAAAAAAGAUUAUUUCAUUAUACAAAGUGACAAUUUAAAAUUUCAAUUGACAAGAUUCACCUAUCAAGAGGGAAAUAUUUCAUGUAUACAAAGUUACAAUUAAAAAUGUCAUAUAUACAAAGUUACAAUUAAAAAUUUCAGAUUGACAAAAUUCAUCUACGAAUAGGAAAGUACUGAGAAUCAAAUAUCUAUUCGCAGACUAUUAAAAUCUGAAUACACAAAUUUUUUCUAUGUAUGUGCUCGCAGUGCACGUAGAAAUUUUGAAAGAAAGAUACAGUUGAAAAGAAAAAGCGUUAGCUAUU
Molecule: messenger RNA, 3507 nt
Organism: Trachymyrmex cornetzi
Lineage: Eukaryota; Metazoa; Arthropoda; Insecta; Hymenoptera; Formicidae
Gene: mRRF2
Product: mitochondrial ribosome recycling factor 2
Exons: 5
Coding region: 82-2313 (743 amino acids)
Biological process (GO): mitochondrial translation; ribosome disassembly
Cellular component (GO): mitochondrion
Molecular function (GO): GTPase activity; GTP binding
Source: RefSeq, a predicted model, not a curated record